Messenger RNA from Parasteatoda tepidariorum (common house spider), 1173 nucleotides. Its product is annotated as glutathione S-transferase D7. NCBI's taxonomy places the organism in Eukaryota, Metazoa, Arthropoda, Arachnida, Araneae, Theridiidae. Gene Ontology annotation, biological process: glutathione metabolic process. The record is from RefSeq and is a predicted model, not a curated record. Gene Ontology annotation, molecular function: glutathione transferase activity.
AUUUAUAUAUUUCAGCAGUUUAUGCUUAGUCAUGAUAAAAUAAAUAGCCACAGGUUAUCAGCGACUUUAUCACUUAACAAGAUACUAAGGAUCGUCUAACAUUCUAAAAAGAACUCCUCUUUUUACUCGAUGUGAAAUCUAAUCACAAUCAACAGCUAUUAUUUGGAACAACGCCAAAUUUAUCUAUUCCUUGUUUGGGUUAAUAAAAAAGCCUGUUUAUAUACCUCUAUUUCCUCUCGUAAAACACUAACGUCGUUCUGCUUGAAGAAUUCUUAAAGUAAAAUUGAUAGACAGUUUAUUUCUGUCUAGAGAAGGUAUUAAAUUCUGAAAAUAUCAAAGUGUUAAAUUUUUGAAAACAAUUAAGUAAACCUGUAAAUUUUUUAUAAGAUCAAAACAAAAUGGCUAUUACCUUGUAUGAAAUGGCAGUAAGUCCACCAUGCAGAGCUGUUCUCAUGGUAAUUCGACAUUUAGGAAUAGAAGUCAAUCGCAAACAUCUCAAUUUACUCACAGGUGAUCAUUUAAAACCUGAAUUUGUGAAGCUAAACCCUUUACACCAAGUUCCAGUUCUUGAUGAUAAUGGUUUUGUUCUUAGUGAAAGCCGUGCCAUCCUCACCUAUCUGUGUAAUAAAUAUGCUCCAGACAGUUCCCUGUAUCCUAAAGAUCCAAAGGUUAGAGCCAUUGUAGACAGGAUGCUUUAUUUUGACUCCGGUACUCUUCAUAUGACACAAAAAGCCGUUACCAGACCAAUAAUGUUAACAGGGAAAUCUGCAGGCGAAGAGCAACAUGAAGCUUAUCGAAAUGCACUGAGAUUCUUUGAAGAAUUCCUUUCAAGAACUUCUUACGCUGCUGGAAAUCAUAUCACUCUUGCAGAUUAUUCUAUCUUUGCCACCCUCACAAUGGCUGAGGCAUUUAAAAUUAAAUUUGACGACUAUCCCAAGGUUUCAGCUUGGAUGGAAAAAUUAAAAUCUGAAGUACCUUCACACAAGGAACUAAAUGAAGAGCCACUACAACAAUUAAAAGAAUAUAUGAAAUCUAAAAAUUACAUUUAGCAACUUUGUUCAAAGAUAGGCAUUCUUUUCAAAAAAUAAGAAGCUAUUCCUUUUUUGUUCCUACAUUUGAUAUACUUGAAAUUGUAAUUUAAUUUGCUAAAUAAAGUUCCACAAUUUAUUGUAA